AUGCAACAUAUUAAAACGAAUACUGCGUUAGUAGCUAUUGCACGACAAACCGCUCGUAAUCUACUAGGUGCAAAAAGUAGUACUACUGUAUUAGGACAUCAUGCAACUAGUGGUUUUUCGAAUAGAGGUGCUAAAACCUCGACCAAUGCAACUACCUCAACUAAUAUGAGUCGAAGACCUUACA
Molecule: messenger RNA, 184 nt
Organism: Racocetra persica
Lineage: Eukaryota; Fungi; Glomeromycota; Glomeromycetes; Diversisporales; Gigasporaceae
Source: the annotation of a GenBank genome assembly